Molecule: messenger RNA, 3819 nt
Organism: Eruca vesicaria subsp. sativa (arugula)
Lineage: Eukaryota; Viridiplantae; Streptophyta; Magnoliopsida; Brassicales; Brassicaceae
Source: the annotation of a GenBank genome assembly
CAAAAGUAGUUUUUAGACAAUGAGGAGAGAAAUCAAAUCUACUCAGAAGCAACUAAAGAACAAAAAGGUUGUUCAGAAUUGCUUUAGUAGCACCAUUUGUUAAAAGAGUUUUGGGGAGUGAAGAGCAGAAGAUAAAAUAAAGUAAUCGCCGCCAUUGUUAGGGUUUUGGGGAGUGACUAUUCGAAUUUGAAGUGGAAAGAGACCUAAAGAUCUCUUCUUUUUUUGUUGAUUCCUUCUACUACACAUAGGGUGUCAGGGGAGAAGAUGAGACCAGCUAUACCUCUUGACUAUGCUAUCUUCCAACUCUCUCCUAAGAGGUCAAGAUGUGAAUUGUUUGUCUCUACUGGGGGGAAUACUGAGAAAAUUGCUUCUGGACUGGUCAAACCUUUUGUUGCUCAUUUGAAAGUCGCUGAAGAGCAAGUGGCCAGGGAUGUUCAGUGUAUCAGGCUACAACUUGAAAGCAGUAAAAAUGCUGGAACUUGGUUUACUAAAGCGACAAUCGAGAGGUUUGUACGCUUUGUUAGUACCCCAGAGGUUUUGGAAUUGGUGAGCACUUUGGAUGUGGAAAUGUCUCAGUUAGAGGCUGCCCGGAAAAUAUAUGGCGAGGUACUUCAAGUUAUGCUAAUGAAUGUGAAGGAGCUACUGAGAGCUAUUGAUUUACGGCUUGCAGCAGUUAGACAGGACUUAGAAACUGCUUGUAAUCGUGCAUCCGCUGCUGGUUUCAACCCAGUCACUGUCCCCGAACUUAGCCAAUUUGCUGAUCGAUUUGGGGCCAAUCGCUUGAAUGAAGCAUGCACCAAGUUUAUUGCACUUUGCCAGAGAAGGCCAGAGCUGAUGAGAUCUUGGAGGUUCAAUCAGGAAGAAGAAGCUAUACGUUCGUCAUGGGAAUCUGAUAUGUCAAUUGAUGAUCCCAGUGAAGAUCCAUCCAAAAACCAAGUAACUAACAGAUCCCAACAACAUAGGGAACAUCAAACUGGUAUGGAACAGCCAUUGUCAGAAGGAACCAACUUCUCCCAACAAGGUGGUGAAAAGGAUGAAGAAGAGGAAAAAAGUCAUGUGCAAAAUGAGCCACUAGCAAGUCAGACUAGGCAACUCACGAGAAGGCUCAGUGUGCAGGAGAGGAUCAACCUAUUUGAAAACAAGCAGAAAGAAAACUCUGGAGGGAAAACAGCUGUUGUAAAAUCCACUGAGCUGAAAAGGCUCUCUUCUGAUUUAUCAUCUUCUGCAGGCAUGGAAAAAGUUGUUGUACGAAGAUGGAGUGGUGCUAGUGACAUGAGCAUUGAUUUGGGAAAUGAUAGGAAGGAUGGUACUGGUGAUAGUCCCUCGUCAUCAUCAGUGUCCAAAGAUGGAAGUGGUAUAUCAUCAAAACAGUCUGUCGGCUACAGUAGUAAAAGAGAGCAGAACGGAUUGAGUCAUGUUGACAAUCGUCAGAGGAAUGAAGAUGAAUGUAGUUCAACCAGUUCAAGCUCUACUGUUUUACGGAAAGACAAGGAGGUAGACUUGAAGGUGCCAUUGAACACUGAUAAUCAAGCGGGACACCAAGGAGAUUCACAGGAUGGUUUAUUGGAAAACAAUUCCAAGUUUCCAUACUAUGAUAAGAAUUCAAGAGGGACUAUGGAUUACUCAAGGAAUGCAAAUAUAGAUGAUGAGUCCAAUAACAAUAUGGGGGAUUUUGAAUCAGAUAAGCAAAACCAAAUAGAGUUUAGAGAUCCUCGGAGUCAUUCAUUGUCUACAUUACAGCAGUUAGGUGGUACUGAAUCUAAUAUCACUAGUGUUCGGAGCAAUGGAGGAACUGUGGACUCUCCUAAGAAAGAACCUUCAGCUAGGCAAUCACCACCAGUUGAGGAUGGCCAGAGAAAGGCACAGUUCUAUGGAGGUUCUGAACAGAUGAAAAGACCGCAUAGUAGAAGGGCUGAGACUGGUUCUGCUGAUGUUAAUAAAAAGCCACCUGCAGCCAUUAAUAGUGUUUCAGAUAUCUCUGAGAGUGAUACUUUGAGCCAAGUGUCCAUGGCAGAGCAAGUUCAAAGGGCCAGAGCGUGUAAGGGAAGUCAAGAGCUGAAUGAUGAAUUGAAAGUGAAAGCAAACGAGCUUGAGAAGCUAUUUGCUGAACACAUGCUGCGUGUGCCGGGGGAUCAAUCCAGUUCUGUCCGUAGAGGCAAGCCCGUAAAGCCGAGUGAAAAAGCUGUGACAUCACAGCCUAGAAGACGUGUAGCAGAUGAUAUAUCUUCUCUACAAAUUUCUAAUCAGAAGACCCCAAAAAUGCCAAGUUUAAGCUCAAACGAUGAAGACAAGUUCAAAACCCCACCAACAGUGAAGGUGGCUGCUAACAAUGACUAUGGAGGAACCACAAGGCAAAAAAUUCCUGAAAUCAGCUUUUCAGAUAAGUCUAGAGGAAAGUUCUAUGAGGAGUAUAUGCAGAAGAGAGACGCAAAGCUGAAGGAAGACUGGACUUCAAGAAGGACAGAGAAGGAAGCUAAGUUGAAGAUGAUGCAAGAUAUACUUGAUCGCAGUAACGCUGAGAUGAAAACCAAAUUUUCUCAGUCUACGGCAAGACGUGACUCAGAUGCUCGACGUGCAGAGAAGCUUGUAUAUUUCAAUUCUAGGCUGAGUGCUAAAAAGGAUCAGCAUCCAAUUAGCUCAUUUCAGAGUGAAGAAGAUGAAGAUGUUUCCAGGAGCACACAGAAUAAGAAGCUACAACAAAACAAAAGCAGUUCCUUGACUGCUCGAACCACCACUGCUACAUCAGCUUCACGCUCUGCAGCGAAAGUUUCUACACCUAGUUCUGCUAGGAGGAGAGGACAAGACAAACUUCUUGCACAGUCAGUCCCUAACUUCGCCGAUUUCAAGAAGGAAGGUAUGAAACCAAAAAAUGGUGUCCGCUCACAGACGAGAAGCUCUGUGAAACCCAAGGCUGUAACUGAAGAAGGGAAGCUGCGAAGGCCGACCAAUUUCAGAAAAGUUGCUGCUGAAGCUGCGGAGGAUGGUGUUGUCGAGCAAGAGCAUAGCGGGAGAAAUUUGAACAAUCUUGGAGUUAGUAUCAGCUCUGAUGAUGCGCAGCUAAAGGCUUCAGAAGGAUCAGAUGCAUCAGACGAGAUGGAGAAAGAGGGAAUGGAAGAUGUGCUUGAUGACACAGAAGCUGAAGCUUUUACUGAUGCUGAAAACGAGAAAUCAAGACUUAGUCAAGAGUUUGAAGAUGGUGAAUCUAUUACUCAGCUUGACUCUGGUUUAAACGCUGAGUUACCUACUGUUAUGGCUUCUAGGCAUCACCAAACCAUUGGUUCGUUUCUGGAUGCACGAGUGAAGCAUCAAUAUCAAAACGAGGCAUCUGAGCUUGAUGCAUCAGUGGACUCACCAGUGGAUAGUCCAACUUUCUGGAACUUGGCUUCUUCUCUUAACACAGAGAAUGAUUCAACUCAAAUGAGAAAGAAAUGGGGAGCUGCUCAGAAACACGUUGCUGCUGGUCAGUGCCAACAGGAUGUGACGAAAGGGUUGAAAAGGCUUUUGAAUUUUGGAAGGAAAAACCGUGCUGCUGAGAAUUUGGCUGACUGGAUAUCUGCAACAACCUCUGAAGGGGAUGAUGAUACUGAAGAUGGACGUGAUCUUGCAUAUCGUUCAUCAGAAGACUUGAGAAAGUCGAGAUUCUUACAGACUCAACCAUCUGAUGAUAGCUUUAAUGAGAGUGAGCUAUUCAAUGAACAAGCACGAACCACUAGCGCACCAUUGAGCUAUAAACUGAAGGAGGAUCAGAUGUCAGGAGCUUCUGUAAAAGCACCAAGGUCAUUCUUUUCACUCUCCAAUUUUCGUAGCAAGGGGAAAUGA